Messenger RNA from Camellia sinensis, 2873 nucleotides. Its product is annotated as BEL1-like homeodomain protein 3. NCBI's taxonomy places the organism in Eukaryota, Viridiplantae, Streptophyta, Magnoliopsida, Ericales, Theaceae. The record is from RefSeq and is a predicted model, not a curated record. Gene Ontology annotation, molecular function: DNA binding. Gene Ontology annotation, biological process: regulation of DNA-templated transcription.
CCCCAAGCCUCAAGCAAACAACUUCCACAAGCCAACCAACAACUACUAUGAGAGAGAGAGAGAGAGAGAGAGAGAGAGAGAGAGAGUUCUAAGAGUUGUUUGAAGAGCUUUAAUUUGGGCUUUGUACUCUUGUCUCCACGUGUGAAAGGUGGAAUAAUUGACAUAGAAUAUAAUCAAUUAAAUAUUAAUAAUUCAAGCAAAUAAGGUGGUAGUUAAUUCUUCUUCUUCUUCUUAUUAUUAUUAACCUCUCUGAUUUUUUAUGAUUUUAAUAUUCGUUGUAGUCGUUGUUCAAUGAUAAGGAGGUUGUUGUUGUUAUUGUGAUCUCUUGUAAAUCGUUCUUGUCUCCGUUUUGGGUGGUAUUGGGUUCAGAGGAUUGGGGCCUCCUCUGCUCUGUCAAGUCUCUCUCUCUCUCUCUCUUGUGCUCUCCAGUACAGAGGGCACACAUACAUUACCUUCUUUUCUGGGGCUUUUCAGUGGUCAUUCUACCUUGGAAGGUGCUGGUAAUGGUUUGUUUUUAAAAAGCUCUUCUACUGGUAGAUUCUGAGGCAGAGAAAGAAUAACAUGGCUACUUUCUACUCAAGUUUAAGCAAUCCAAGAGACGUCUUUCCGGCUUCAUAUCUACGGGACCAGAAACUUGCUUCUAAUCCUGAACCGCCUCAUCUUCCUCACAACAUGAUGUAUCCAAACCAACCAUCUAAUGGGUCCUAUUCAGAGCUCUUCUCUGGGAAUUCUCUAUCACUUCAUGACUGUGUUCGAGGCCCAUCUGCCGGAGCCAGAGGCGAGGGUGAACCUGUAAAUGUGGAAUCGACCCAUGGCCAACUAAAUGAAGAUUCCCAGAUGGUUUCAAGAACGCCGGUCUAUGUUAUAGAUGGUGAACAAAAUUUAAUGUGCCAAGGAUUGUCGCUCAGCCUUGGGACUUGGCUACAAUCUGGAGUUCAUACACCUUCAUUGCAGUACCAAUAUACUGACCCAAGUGCUUCUUUGAUGAGCUCCCAUUUUCAAGCUGAGAACGGUUGUCAAAAUAAAGAAUCAAGAAAUGAUGAAUACUUGUCAUAUAAUUUACCUGGAGGCACGCACAACACGAUCAAAGUGGGGGCUUUGAACAACGCAUAUUGCUCGGUGGGCGCUAAUGAAAUGCAUUCUAGUCCUCAUAUGUAUGAACCGUCAAAUCUUGUUAGCACAAUUUUUAACUCUAAAUAUCUCAAGGCAGCACAGCAAUUACUUGAUGAAGUAGUUAAUGUUCAGAAAGCUCUGAAACAAUCUCAGACUGACAAACACAAAAAAUCGGAUGAAUUUGGUCUUCAUGACGACAACGAAAUUGACAUGAAAGUGAAGGGGGAUUCUGCUGAUCCCCACGAGUCAACUACCGACCACUCUUCUGAACUUUCACCAUCAGAACGACAGGAUUUGCAGAACAAGUUGACAAAACUUUUGUCCAUGGUGGAUGAGGUAGAUAGAAGAUACAGGCAAUAUUACCAUCAGAUGCAGAUUGUGGUUUCAUCUUUUGAAACGGUAGCUGGAUGUGGUGCUGCUAAACCGUACACAGCCCUUGCCCUCAAAACAAUUUCUCGCCACUUUCGUGGUUUGCGUGAUGCAAUCAAUGGCCAAAUUCGAACUACCCAGAAAAACUUAGGGGAGCAAGAUGCUACGCGUGCUGGUCAAGGAGGAUUACCUCGUCUCCGCUAUGUGGACCAGCAACUCAGGCAAAAAAGGGCGCUUCAACAGUUUGGCGUGAUGCAACAUUCUUGGAGGCCUCAGAGAGGACUUCCUGAAACUUCUGUUUCAAUCCUUCGUGCUUGGCUUUUUGAGCAUUUCCUUCAUCCUUACCCAAAGGAUUCAGAAAAGAUCAUGCUAGCAAGGCAGACGGGGCUAACCAGAGGCCAGGUUGCAAACUGGUUUAUAAAUGCCCGGGUGCGUCUCUGGAAGCCGAUGGUUGAGGAGAUGUACAAAGAAGAGUUUGGUGAGGUAGACUCCAAAUCUUCACCCGAAAAUGCAUCCAAAGCAGCAAGAGACAAGUCAUGGCCAUCUGAGGAUAUGGUUGAAGAGUUGCAAGAAAGCACGACGACCAAAGCUGCAGAUGGUGGGCAGUUGGGCCAAUUCGAUGACUCAAAGUCCGAUCUUAUCCCUGAUGUGGGAAUGCAGGGGUGCACGGCAAGACUAGGCUUUCAGAACGGUGCUUGUGGAGAUAACAACAUUGAUUGUUUGCAGGAUGACCAAAGACCUAAUAUGGAUAACCAUAAUCUCUUACCGGAUGGGAUUAUCAGUGCUUCUGCUUCGUAUAAUAUCUCGGAGUUGGGUAAUUUUUCAGUGGGCGAACACGUGUCGCUCGCUUUGGGGUUGCGGCAUUGUGAAAAUGAUUCUCUGUCCAUGUCCGGUGCGAUUCAAUUCAGAGGGGAUUUCACAGCAGCUUCAUCUGUGGGCUAUGACACAUCCGUUAAGCCAACAACGUAUGAUCACUAGCCCCCCACCUGUUGCCAUAUUUUUGUGCCAUGAAAACUGAUUUUCUGCUAUUUUGCGAUUGACAAAUCAAUCUUCUUGUGAGGAGGAAGCCGUAGUACGAUAAGAAGGAAAAAAUCAAAAAAAAGGGAAAGCAUGGAAGAAUUGCAUUAGUUUGCCUUUCAUCUUGUUUGUCAGCCCAUUGAAAAUGGAAAUAAGCAGUGUAAAUAUGGAUUAUUGAUAUGGGCUUAAAUACAUACCAUAUGUUGUCUGUAAUAUAGCAAAAAGUUUGGUAAGAUUGUAAAGAUACAGUAUGUGUAUACAUCUAUGUAAUUUUGUUGAAUAAGGAGACUUGUACACUAGAAUAAGUGUGGCAUUCAUGUACCAUCUAUUUUGAAAUAAAUUUUAGUAUAACCCCUCCAAUGUGAAGUUAUUUA